Molecule: messenger RNA, 3638 nt
Organism: Leucoraja erinaceus (little skate)
Lineage: Eukaryota; Metazoa; Chordata; Chondrichthyes; Rajiformes; Rajidae
Product: integrin alpha-X-like
Biological process (GO): cell adhesion mediated by integrin; integrin-mediated signaling pathway; cell-cell adhesion
Cellular component (GO): integrin complex; external side of plasma membrane
Molecular function (GO): integrin binding
Source: RefSeq, a predicted model, not a curated record
CCCUAGACGACGCAUCACAUUUUGGCUUCACCGUCGCAUUGUUCAAGGGCAGCACCGAGAACUGGAUUCUAGUGGGGGCUCCUUUGUUGAAAGACCAAAAUGGAUUGGCCACGGGGGCCGUCUACAAGUGUCGGUACGGAGGGACAGCAGUUGCAGCAAGCUCAACAUUCCAGAAUCAUCGGGGACGAAUAACAUUGGCCUUUCGAUGACAACUGGUGAAAAUAAGGCUGUGGUUUGUAUACCAAGGUUCAGCUACGAAUGCUUCACCAACACUUAUAUCAACGGGUUCUGUUACGACAUCGAUCGAACACUGAAUCAUUUUGCGAGAGUCCCGAAAAAUCUCCCAGUGUGUCCCAAGGUGAGUCUUGACCUGGCUUUCCUCAUCGAUGGAUCUGGAAGUGUUCGUAGCAGAGAUUUUCUGGAGAUGAAGGUUUUUGUCAAGGCUAUGAUGACUAAGUUUGCAAGCAUGAACACUCAGAUCGCUGUCGUUCAAUUCAGCAGUAAUGUCCAGACGGAGUUUGAUUUUCACAAAUAUAAUUCUGCUUGGGACAAAACCGGGCUUGUGGAUGCUAUUCGUCAAACGGGAGGAGGAACGAACACUCCAAACGGGAUGAAAUACGUUGCUGACCGCAUCUUCAAUCCUGCGUCGGGCGCAAGGGACAACGCCAAGCGAAUCCUCAUCACCAUCACUGACGGAGAAUCCCAGAACCGCUAUUUCCAGCCUGCCGUUGAUGCUGCCAAACGUAAACGCAUCACACGCUACGCCAUUGGGGUGGGCUCGGCCUUCAGCAACACGAAUGCCAAGGCAGAGCUACAAACCAUUGCAUCCGAAAUUGGGAACGUGUUCCAGGUGGGAAACUUCCAGGCCCUGGACCAGAUCCAGAACCAGCUGCAGGAGAAGAUCUUCGCCAUCGAAGGGACUGAAAAGAAAGGAGAGAGUUCCUUCCAAUUGGAGAUGGCACAAGAGGGGAUCAGUUCACUGGUGACUGAGGACUCCAUAGUGUACGGGGCAGCGGGAGCCUAUGAUUGGUCAGGAGGCAUCUACCAAUCGACAUCAGGCAUCCAGCCCUUCAUCAACGCUACAUUUGAUCGGGAUAGUAUGAAGAACGCAUACCUCGGGUACAGCGUGGAGGAGGCCCGGGGCAGCAGAGGGAGAUAUUACGUUGCUGGGGCACCGAGGUACAGACACCGUGGACUGGUGCUGGUCUAUAACCAACGUUGGCUCUCUCACCACACAAAGAAAAUAGAAAGCACUCAGAUGGGCUCGUAUUUCGGAUCGGUGCUGUGUGCUGUGGAUUUGAACAAUGAUGGAGUGACUGAUUUGAUCCUUGUGGGAGCUCCGCACCACUCGAGGCCGGCCACGGGGGGCAUGGUCUUCGUCUACAAAUUCCAAGAGGGCGACCUCUCUCCCCGGACCCCCCUAGUUGGGGAGGGAGGAGAGCAGCCUCUGGCCCGGUUUGGGGCCUCCAUCGCCCGCCUGGGGGAUCUGAAUGGGGACGGUGUGGCAGACGUGGCGGUGGGAGCGCCACUGGAGGACGGGAAUAGCGGCUCCGUCUACAUCUUCCUCGGCUCGGCAGAUGGGCUGAAGGGCCCCGCGGCACAGCAUAUCCGAUCGGCGGACGUGAAGACCGGCCUACGGUUUUUCGGCCGCGCCAUCCACGGAGCGAUAGACGUCAGCAGUGAUGGUCUGUCCGAUUUUGCCGUGGGAGCCCUGGGAAAAGUCGUUGUCUUCCGUUCCCAGCCUGUUGUCGAUGUCAAAGUUCACACCACGUUCGACCCACCGAAAAUCAAACUGAAAGAUGUCGACUGUCCCAAAAAUUCACAGAGGAAGCCUGAAGUGUUGGUGAUGAUGUGCUUUACCCUUCGCGAGCUCACCAAGAAGUUACCAGCGUCACCUAAAUUUAACAUGUUCAUGAAAAUGGUCCUCGACCCCGGGCGGAAAGUUCAGAGGGCAGAGGUCACUGAAGCCCCUCCUGUGAACUUUACAAUGCAAAACGACGAAUGCCUGAACUUCACGAUCCAACUUGAGAACUGUAUCCAGGACACCUACAACAACAUCCAGUUGGACAUGACCUACGUAGCCAAGGGCCAGAGAUCGGGCAUGUACCCGGCUCCCAUCCUCAAACAGGGCAGCACAGGAAUCUGGAGCAGCGGGCUGCCCUUCGAGCAGGAGUGUGGCUCAGACAACAUCUGUACCGACCGUCUGAAGGUGUCAUUCUCCAUGAGCGGCACCCAAUUCUUGGUCGUGGGGAGCCACACUACCCUUGGUCUGGACGUCUCCUUGGAGAAUUGUGGAGAGAAUUCCUACUUCACCGUGGUCACAUUCCUCAUCCCGAGGGGCCUUUCCUUCCGUAAGACCGAAAUUGUACAGUCGAAUCGCCGCGGCAAAAUUGAAUGCAACGAUGGGACGGAGCCGGCUGCACUGGGGCUACGAUCCGUGCGUUGUCUCAUCAGUCACCCCAUCUUCAGAACCAACAGCAUGAUGAAGUUCCACACGGUCUUCGACGUGGACCCGCAGGCGGACUGGAAGGACACGGUGGAAAUCAGCGUCAACGCCAGCAGUAACAAUGAAGCCCAUGACACACGAGGAAGUUUCCAAUUAAAGCGCAUCAUAGUUAAAUACGAGGUUAACGUCAUCAUCAAAGGUAUCGACUCUACACAAUACAUUAACUUCACGACGAGCAAGGCUGAAACAAAGACCAUCUCUCACGCCUACAAGGUGGAAAACUUGGAGCAGCGGAGUCUUGCUGUGAGCAUCACCUUCCUCGUCCAUGUGAAGAUCUGGCCGGGCCUGACCUGGGAUGACCUGCAAGUGUCCAGCCCCUGGAUUAGGGUCAAGUCCUGUCAGAAGAAGUUGGACUUGCCUCAGAUUGAGGAGAUGGACCCCUCAAAGAAGUGUAACAAGACCUCCUGCACUCUGUUUGUCUGUGACAUCCAAUCCUUGAGAUACAGAGACCAUCUGGUCUUCAACAUCGCUGGAAACAUCAGCUGGUCCAAUCCCGCACUGCUGAAAGCUGAGGAAUUGAAGCUGAGCAGCUUCGCGAGGGUGCGGUACGAUGAGAAGAAAUACAUCCACAUCUCUCAGGCAACAACCAAGUUCAAGGAGGCAACGGUGGCCACACGGGUGGAGGUGGUGAAGGAGCAGAAUAUGCUGCCAGUGAUCGUGGGCAGCACAGUGGGAGGCCUGAUCCUGCUGCUCAUUGUGGCCGCCGUCCUCUACAAGGUCGGAUUCUUCAAACGGGGCUUCAAGGAGAAGCUGGAAGAGGCGACGGAUGAGACUGGAGAUGCGGGGGGAGCGGUGGACCAGCCCAGUGUGCCCCAGGCCUGAGGCCACUUUGCCGUCCAGGGCACCACCACCCAUCCCAAACACCCACCAGACCCACCCCAUGAAGAUCCUCCAUCAUGUUCCACUCCCCUCCAUUCCCCUUUAUGAUGGUCUCCUACCCUCCAAACCCAACCAUGCCAUUCUCUAUAUCUCCAAAAAAGAGUUUUGGCCCGAAACGUUGCCUAUUUCCUUCACUCCAUAGAUGGUGCUGCACCCGCUAAGUUUAUCCAGCACUUUUGUCUACCUUGUAUAUCUCCAAAUCCCUCUACUCCGGUCCCACUACUCAAAAACCCUCCCCCCCCCCCCCCCCCCC